UUUUGAUUGUAAAUUCGCGGUAGAGGAACGGUGACGGACAAGAAGCGAAGCCGUUACUACGCUUGUCUUCUUUCCUUGAAUAUCUUCGCAAUCGUCUUCCUUUUUGUCCGUCAAGCAUCAAAAAAAUUAUUAACAACCGUCUUUUACCGAGAGGCAUUUGCAAGUUCUGUGGAUAUAGUCGUAAAUAUGGCCUGUGCAGCUUUAAAGCGUCCUCAUAACUUUGAUCUUCUUGCUGGCAAUAGUCCUGAACAAUUAUCUGGAUCACCAAAAAGACGUAGAUGUGGAGUUGUGGCUACAUCUGCCUCUCCAUCAAGUACUAUAUCACCCUUUUUAGAAGCAACUCCAAGAAUAUGCAGGGAUGAAUUAUCAAGAAAUGUUCAUGAUGAGUGGAGAAGGUUACAGCGUAGAAGGAGGUUGACGUGUCCACCAUCCCCACCUAACAACUCUGGUUCUCAACCUGCAAGUAACAUGCAAAGCGCUACAUCGACAUCAGCUCUAUCUUCAUUUGGUAGCCAUUACAAUUUUCAUUCUCCCUUAAGAGGUUCAAUGUCGCCAACUGGCUCAAUGUCUCCUCCACGCGGAAAGGAUCAGCCAACACUUAGCGUGAAACAAGUCGUGCUGCUCUGUGAAAGAUUGUGGAAGGAAAGAGAAGAAAAGUUGCGUGAAGAGUAUGAUCAUGUACUAAAUGAUAGACUAUCUGAGCAAUACGAUUCAUUCCUCAAAUUUACUCAAGACCAAAUUAUGCGAAAAUUCCAACAGUCUGCCUGUAGUUAUGUAUCCUGAUUUCCCAACUUAAAAGAAAAA
Messenger RNA from Hydractinia symbiolongicarpus, 804 nucleotides. RefSeq names its product akirin-2-like. The record is from RefSeq and is a predicted model, not a curated record. Gene Ontology annotation, molecular function: transcription coregulator activity. Lineage: Eukaryota; Metazoa; Cnidaria; Hydrozoa; Anthoathecata; Hydractiniidae. Gene Ontology annotation, biological process: positive regulation of innate immune response; positive regulation of transcription by RNA polymerase II. The coding region runs from base 187 to 783 and encodes 198 amino acids. Gene Ontology annotation, cellular component: nucleus; chromatin. The transcript is spliced from 4 exons.